Xiphias gladius (swordfish) is the source of this 764-nucleotide messenger RNA. RefSeq names its product IQ and AAA domain-containing protein 1-like. The transcript is spliced from 3 exons. The record is from RefSeq and is a predicted model, not a curated record. The coding region runs from base 1 to 318 and encodes 105 amino acids. Lineage: Eukaryota; Metazoa; Chordata; Actinopteri; Istiophoriformes; Xiphiidae.
AUGGUCCGGGAGCUGCUGCGUGCUGAGGGGGCAGAGCCUGGUCCAAGUGUGGACCUCAGCUCAUUGGCUAAGGUCACUGACGGAUUCACUCCGGGUCACAUCCUGUUGGGGGUACGCUCAGUGCUCUGCCCCCACGGGCUGAAGAAGCUCCGCCUCCAACCGCUGGCUCCCACCGAGUUCAUCCAAUCACUGUCGAGGAUGGAGCUGGUGUACCGGGAGGAGGAGGAGGAAGCCUUCAAGUGCAGGGGACCGACUGACAACCUGACAGUUGUCUCCACAGUCUCAGUGUUAGAAAGACAGACGGGGAAUUUAUUCUGAGCUGAGGAAGAAAACGCGAUGUGGAACAUCUGGACGUCAGAGUUGAGUCUUCCUCAACUCGGGCUUAACAAAUUUCGAGUUUUCACUAAACCCACUUUGUGACACAGGACCCAGGUGACUUUCAGGUAAUGUUUGUUUGAAAUCUACAGCUUGUUGUUGCUGUCGUGUUAUUUCUCUGUUGAGUUGUUUCCUCUUCAGUGGAAACACUCAGAAACAGAGUCAGAUGAAAACCAAUAGAGCCAGUAAAGGAAACAAAGUGUGAGCAGAGUUUUCCUGCAGCUUCUCCUCUUCCUGUUCGGGGUCAAAGGUCAUAGUCAGAUGCUGAGUCAGCAGGAAAUACUGAUGUUCAGAACAUCUGCAGCAGAAAACACUUUGUUGUCAGCAGUUUGGAUCAGAGCGAGACCUCCCUUCAGCUGACCCACAGUCAGAAAUGACUUUUAACUAAA